This is a messenger RNA of Oryzias melastigma (Indian medaka), 1263 nucleotides long. RefSeq names its product protein KASH5. NCBI's taxonomy places the organism in Eukaryota, Metazoa, Chordata, Actinopteri, Beloniformes, Adrianichthyidae. Gene Ontology annotation, molecular function: dynein complex binding. The transcript has 12 exons. Gene Ontology annotation, biological process: actin filament organization; spindle localization; chromosome localization to nuclear envelope involved in homologous chromosome segregation. The record is from RefSeq and is a predicted model, not a curated record. Gene Ontology annotation, cellular component: lateral element; chromosome, telomeric region; nuclear outer membrane. The coding region runs from base 290 to 1210 and encodes 306 amino acids.
GUUAUACAUUUAUCAUUGUUGUAUUUAUUUGCUUUAUUGAUUAAUUUUUUCAAUUCUAAUUUUGGCUAAAUUAAGUUUGAUAUUGUUGAGAGAAACAUUCAAACAGCCUCUGUCUUUUAAGUAAAAAAAUUUAAUUGAAUCAUACAGUUUAUGUCGUUUAUUUUGAAAAAUCUUCAGUUUCGGGUCACCAACUGACGGAGAUCCUAAAGGAGUUCUGACCACGGAAGAGUUCUAAACAUCUACACCUGUACAGAGACUUGUCUUACAGAGCACUAGGAACGAAAGCAGGAUGGAUUUCGAAGAAAUAUCACAAAAUGAGAUGAUCGAGAAAAUUGCUGAAUUGGAUCACAGCCUCUCUCAGCAGAGGGACAGAAACAUCCAGAUGAGGCACUUUCUAGACGCCGCAGACGACGAAAUAGCAAUGCUCCGCUUGGACAACUCCACGCUAAAAAAACAGCUGGAAGCCUUGAAGAAGGUCAAUAGUGAGGAGCCGCAGGUUGAGGUCGAGCCCUGCAUGUGCUCUGCAGGCGAUGUCAACCGCUGCAAUGAAAUAAGAGCUCAUGAUUUGGAGAAGGAAGUCACUGAUCUAAAAGAACAAAAUAAACAACUAACUGAACAGAUCACAGAAGAAAGAGACCAAAACAAGAUGUCUUUAAGCAGAAUGGGAGCAGCCCAUCAAAGCCUUGAGCGUGGACUGGAGGAGGCUCAGUUAGAGCUACAGCAAAAGGACGAGAUCAUUCUUCAGAAAGAUCUCCAAUUAAAUCAUCUGUGUAAAACAAUGGAAGAGUAUUCGGAUAUCAUAAAGGAUCUCAGGCUGACAAAGCAAGACCUAUUAGAGAAGCUUGAAGACAGACGUGAGGAGGCGUCAAUGGCCAGUGCACUUGAGCUCAUGAGAGCAGAUCAGGGAGAGCCUGCUCCUCUAGUCUCGAUCGCAGAAGAGAUCCUGCUGGCCUCACCACCAGAGCUCACUCCACAGGAUCCUGAAGUUGAGGAGCUUCAGGAGGAAGACGUGCCAGCAGUUAAAACAAACGGACAAAAAUUUGUUCACACUAUAAGGAGCGCCGCCCGGGGAACAGCACGGGUUCUGCUCCACGUCUUCAGUCUUUUUGUUUUCAUCAUCGUCCUUUUGGUGUCCUGUUUGUUAUUUAUUCAAGCUUUUCCCUCCAAGUCCUACAUUACUCUCAGCUACUCAGCCAUGCCUCCUGUGUGAGUUUUAUUAACAUUAGUACAAAAAAACACUACAAAUAAAAAUGUUAAGUUUGA